Molecule: messenger RNA, 1845 nt
Organism: Lycium ferocissimum
Lineage: Eukaryota; Viridiplantae; Streptophyta; Magnoliopsida; Solanales; Solanaceae
Product: F-box/kelch-repeat protein At3g23880-like
Exons: 2
Coding region: 115-1395 (426 amino acids)
Molecular function (GO): protein binding
Source: RefSeq, a predicted model, not a curated record
GUCACUGCGACGGAGGGAGUAUUAAGGACCAAAUGAAACAAAGUCCACAAACACAGGUGCUUUCUUGGGAGAAACCUUGUGGAUAGCAAAAAUCUCAAAUUUGUGCAAACGCAAAUGGCAUCGAGGGAUAUACGCCCAAAGCAGAGCAAAACCACAAACCCUACACUUCCACCAGAACUCAUCACUGAGAUCCUGUCAAGAUUACCAGUGAAAUCCCUCUUGAAAUUCAGGUCUGUUUCAAAAUCUUGGCUUUCUUUGAUCUCUACCCCUCAAUUUAUCAACACCCAUCUCAUCUUAUCCACUAGUAAUAACAACAAGGACUACACCCACCAUAUGCUUACUUUGAAUAUUACUGCACCUACGUACUCUCUUUAUGAGUACAGUCUGCAAGAUAUUACUCUUAAGUCAUUGUUUUAUGAGUCUGUUACUGAGCCACUUGACUUGGAUUAUCCUAUGCAAUCGAAUGGAUUGUACAAGAAAUUGCAUAAUUAUCUUUGGAUUGUAGGUUCUGUCAAUGGAUUGAUUUGUCUUGCCAUUGAGAAGUAUGACUUGGUUCUGUGGAAUCCAUCGAUUAGGAAGUACAAAAAAUUGCCUGAUUCUAGACCUACUUUAAUGAAGGCAGAUUGUUGUCCUUUAUAUGGUUUUGGAUAUGAUGAGUUCCAUGAUGAUUAUAAGGUAGUGGGUGUUUUUUUAAAAUAUGGCGGGGAUCAAGUUGAGGUCAAAAUAUAUAGCCUACAGAGUGAUUCUUGGAAAAGUGUUGAUGAUCGUCCGACUAGGCACCUAUUAAAUAUUUCGGGCAAGUUUGUGAAUGGGAAACUUUAUUGGGUUACUUGCCGUGAUAUAUUUAAUAUGUAUAAGGACUGGAACAUCAUUUCUAUUGAUUUGGCUGAUGAGAAAUGGGGAAAGGUUGAACAGCCCUCCUAUGGAGAAGGAUAUUUUGAGUUGAAGCUUGGAGUGUUUGGAAGUGAUCUUUCUGUCCUUUGUGAUAAUCUGGUAACUCAUGUAGACGUUUGGGUUAUGAAAGAGUAUGGGGUUAAAGAAUCUUGGACAAAGAUGUUUACUAUCAAGUAUCCUGAUGAUCCUUUUGUGGAUUAUGAUUAUCUGUUCUUUCCACCCUCUUUCAUAUCAAGUAAAGGUGAAAUUUUGGUUUAUUUUGGAUCAAGUAAAUAUAUGACAUGUUCUACUUCACAUGAUCGAAAAAGUUAUUUCAUGACAUACAAUCCAAAGGAUGACUCGUUCAGAUUUUCAGAGGUUACUAACAUUGACGGUUGGCGUUGGGCGGAAAUCUAUGUUGAAAGCCUAGUUUGUCCUUUAUCUACAGAAGGGACAAAGAAUGUAACAAAAACAAAGGCUGGAAAAGCUCAGAUCAUGACAACCGAGCAACAAAUAACUUGAUUCUGCUGUUGUUGCUCAGAGUCCUGCUCCAACACUUGGAGAGCCCAUGAAACCUGCUUGAUUUGAGAAACUUUAGGGACUUUUUUUGUUCACAGGUAUAAUUUUUAAGGAUGUAGGUUUGGUUGUGAAUAUAGCAUAGGGUUGUUUUUGGCCAAAAAACUCGGAGAAUUACUUAUUAUGAAGGCAAACAUACAUAAAUUUUCCUUGAACAUUUCGUUUUAUUUUGAUUAUUAUUGAUUCUGGGACGACCACGAGGAACCAUUUGAUGCAUCCUUCUUGUGGUUUUGUUGCUUGGUGAAGGAUUACUCUGUUCGUCCAUUCUUAUGGUUUUUACGAGGAAUCAUUCGAUGCGUCCUUCUUGCAGUUUUGCUGCUUUGUUGAGGUGAGAAUAGAGAACAAGUGAUUUGUCUCCAAAAUUUGAUCCCAUUAUUGAAAAUCUGCUUUUCUUCA